CCACCAUCACUGAAAGCCCUGCGUGGAGUGGAGAAGGAAGAGGGGGAUUCACUGCCCGCAUAUGUUAAAGAGGAAGAGGAGGCUCCAGGUCCUUCAUAUGUCAAAGAAGAAGAGGAGGAGAUGGAUGUCAGCGAGUUGCCACUAACUGUGGUCGUUGUGAAGAAGGAAGACGAUAAAGAGGAGCCACUUGAGUCGUCAAAUCCUCUUCCGCAUCAUCAUCACAAUCCAAGUGGAGGCCCACCACCAAAUGACCACUCAGCUCCACUGUCAGGCAGCAAUAACGAAGAAAAUACAUGCGAUGAAGACUGUGAAGGCGAUGAGAAGCAGUUGAAAAACUCUGAAAAGAAGAAACAUCGUGGCAAGCGUAACAAAACGUUCAAGUGCUCCGUUUGUGCCAAUGUCUUCUUUCACAAGUGGAAUCUGAGCUCACACAUGAGAACACACACUGGUGACAAACCCUUUAGUUGCUCAGUUUGUGGUAAAUGUUUCCCACGAAAAGGAAACAUGCUUAGACACGUGCAAAUACACGCAAGUGAAAAACCUUGUCCGAAUUCAGUUAUACAAAAUACAAAUACAGAUGCGCAAAAGGUCUCCUUGACUGCACACACAGCAGCGCAAAAACCGUUUGCUUGCUCACUUUGCGGCGGAUGGUAUUCCCAUAAACGCAGUUGGAAAAUACACAUGCGGACGCACACUGGAGAGAAACGCUUUAGUUGCUCGGUUUGUGGUGAAUGGUAUUCUCACAAGAGUAGUUUGAAAGUCCACAUGUGGACACACACAGGAGAGAAAAACUUUAAUUGCUCAGAGUGUGGUGAAUGUUUUAUUUACAAGCACAAUUUGACAGCACACAUGGCGAAACACGCAGGGGAAGUAUUCAAUUGUUCAGUUUGUGGUAAAAGUUUUAGCUGCAAGCAAAAUAUGAACAUACACAUGAGGACACACACAGGAGAAAAACCGUUCAUAUGCUCUGUUUGUGCUAAAAGUUUUUCUUAUAAGUCUGCUUUAACCAUACACAUGAGAACCCACACAGGAGAAAAACCUUAUAGUUGCUCAAUUUGCGGUGAUGAAUUUGCUCAGAAGGUCACUUUGGUUGCACAUAUGGCAACACACACUGGAGAAAAACCUUUCACAUGCUCAGUUUGUGGUAAAAGCCUUUCUUAUAAACAUGGUUUGAAAUCACACAUGCGAACGCACACAGGAGAAAAGAAGUUUAGUUGCUCAGUAUGUUGCGACAGCUUCUCUUCCAAGCCCAGUUUGAAAAUACACAUGAGGAGACACACUGGAGAGAAACCUUUCACAUGCUCAAUUUGUCAUCGAAGCUUUUCUCACAAGAACACUUUGACAGCACACAUACGGACACACAGCAAAGAAUAGUUAUAUACAUGACAGUAGUAAUGUUAAUGUUUUCCUCGCGGGCCAUUUCAGUUCCUACAAAGGGCAAAUUGAAAAGUAGGUAAAAAUGUGAUUUAACAUUUGAGCAUCCAUCCAUUUUCUUCACCGCUUAUCUUCACAAGGGUCGCGGGGAGUGCUGGAGCCUAUCCCAGCUGUCAAUGGGCAGGAGACGGGGUACACCCCGAAAUGGUUGCCAGCCUAUCACAGGGCACAUAGAGACAAACAGCCGCACUCACAAUCACACCUAGGGGCAAUUUAGAGUGUACAAUUAAUGUUCCAUGUUUUUUGGGAUGUAGGAGGAAACCAGAGUGCCCGGAAAAAAACCCACGCAGGUACGGAGAGAACAUGCAAACUCCACACAGCCGGGUCUGGGAUUGAACCCUGGACCUCAGAACUGCGAGGCGAAUGCUUCACUGAUUCACCGUGCCACAACAUUUGAACAAAUGUUCAUUGUUAUAUGCAAUUUAUUGGGUACAAUGACAUAUGUUCUGUUGUUUGAGGAGUGGCCAGAAGGCCAUGCCACAUCUUGCGUGAUGAGUAUGAGGAGAUGUUGCUCUGUAUUGAUCUUCAUGCACAUUACUGACUGUUAAAUGAAUAAACGUUCAAAUUCUCAA
Syngnathoides biaculeatus (alligator pipefish) is the source of this 2006-nucleotide messenger RNA. Its product is annotated as zinc finger protein OZF-like. The transcript is spliced from 2 exons. The record is from RefSeq and is a predicted model, not a curated record. Lineage: Eukaryota; Metazoa; Chordata; Actinopteri; Syngnathiformes; Syngnathidae. The coding region runs from base 121 to 1374 and encodes 417 amino acids.